AUGUGCAGUGAAGUCUUGCUAAAGAAGUUCACCGUUGAAUCGAUCGACAAGAUCGGUCUGUCAGGUAUCAUGAUUUCGUAUGCUCAUAUGGAUCAUUAUGGUAGCCUCCGCGACCUCGAUGCCUCACUACCAGUCUUUGUGGGCCCUGAAACCAUGGACUGGAUCGGUGGAGGUGAAGAUGCAGCCCCGAAGGGCGAGAAAGAGUUGAUGACGUUCUCGACCAGCUUCCUCAAAGACUGUACGUUUAUCGAGACGGAUUGCAUCAGAAGCAGCAAAAUAGACGAAAGGAUCAAGACCCGGAUCAAGGACAUCAAAGCUGGGCCAUUCGAUAAAGCUAGGGAUUUCUUCGGCGAUGGUAGUCAUUGCCAAGGUCAUAUGGUGCUAUCUGCCAAAACUACUUAUGGACCCAAUCCCACCUAUGUGCUGUCAUCAGGAGACGCGGCCCACCAGCAGGCGCUCUACCACAUACUCCCGCCCCCUCUGCAGCUCAACACUGAAACCUUCGGCUUUUCACCUGCGAAGUACGACCAUUUGUAUUCCGCCGAAAUUGAUCGAUGUGCCACGCCCGACUAUUUUGACCGCACCAGCACAGAGGCCAUUACGGACCGCGCCAUCCUGAUUGGCAAGGUUUCGUGCACGCAAACUUUUCCAGACAAGGCAAUACGGACGCUUGCGGCGCUAUGUUGCAUGAAGGCGUACUCCGAUGUCAUGGUCGUUCUCGCCCACGAGACCGACUCUGUCAAAGCGACUGAUCUAAAAGAAAGCGCCGGGCUCGUUGUCGACGACUGGCAGAGAAAAGGCUACAAGGAUGCCAAGAUUGAGUCGGAUAAGCAGGCCAGGCAUCCUCUGGCAACCGUUUCAGGCGAGUGA
Messenger RNA from Mycosarcoma maydis (corn smut), 870 nucleotides. RefSeq lists its product as uncharacterized. The transcript is spliced from 4 exons. NCBI's taxonomy places the organism in Eukaryota, Fungi, Basidiomycota, Ustilaginomycetes, Ustilaginales. The coding region runs from base 1 to 870 and encodes 289 amino acids. The record is from RefSeq and is a predicted model, not a curated record.